CAAUAGUCCUCUGGCGAUCUUUUAAAUUCCUUACUAUUGAGGAUGGUUAAUUUUAAUUAAUUCCUUGGAAGUCUGUUCUGGAAGUUUACAUUUGAUGUAAAAUUUUAGUUCGACAGUAUUCUGGGCAGUGGUAUAGAUAACACGCCAUUCUUGAAAAUCUUACCUACAGUUUUCUGGACAUUGGGGUAGUUAAGUACAUUAACAAGAUAUGUGAAUUUUUUAGAUGGCAAAUGUUACGGAUGAACGUAGUUGUAUCAUAUUCUUGUAAGAUCGAUCCUUCGGAUUGUAUUCCCAACAUUCGCUUGUGACCAGUAUAUCAACUGCAAUUGAUUGAUUUGAUUUUCUUUUCUUAUUAAGCAUCAUAUAAAGACCCGUCUAGACAUCUCAGUUUAACUGAGACACACUGCAACAAACGUUUCAAAGGACAGUCACUCAUGUUCAUCCUUUCUACAAAACCUCAGUUUCCGAAGGUCGUAUCAAAUACUCUCCACGUUAAUAACUGAAUUGGUUCUUUAUCUCUCCUUAAUAUCGGUUCUCGGAUGUUUUUGAAAAAGGCAAAAAUAGUCAUUUUAAGCUACAGUUGUGACUGAAAGCUCUUCACAUGUUUCCGCAUACAUAUUAGCCCACGAAUAUCCAACUCCUAUCACAAUUCACCUACCCUAACUCGGCUUUCUAAGCCUAGCCAGAAUAUCUCAUACACUGGCAGUAUUAUUCUUAAUAAAAUUACCGUCACAUCUGUCAGGUAGAUGUGUUAGGAUGUUUAAAGUUAAUCCUGUCGAACACGAUAGAAAUCAAACACAAAAUGGGACUCCGAAAGGGUCAUUUUUAUCUGGAUUAUGUCGUGGGGUUUGCCGUGUAUUAGCCGAAUACAUUCAAAUAGUGUUUCUUAAACACAUUCGUAAAGCAUUGAAUUGGAACUAAUUUGAAAGCACACACAGUAUGUCAAGUGGUGGGGCAACUAGUGUAGUGACGAUGAAAGCAACCGCAUCUGCAUUCCCACAGUCCAAUUCACAAGCACAAAAACAACAUUCACAAAAUAAUUUACAACCAACAAAUGUGUUUGAUCAACAAAUUCAGUUACAACAGCAACAACAUCAACAACACCAGCAACAUUUGUUACAACAACAACAAUUACAGCACAAUCCAAGUCAGCAUUCUCAAUUGCAUCGACUAUCUCAGCCACAUUUAUCUGCAUCAAUUCAUCCUGUUCAAUCGAUUGCUCAAAAUGUUGUUGCUGCCAGUGGUCAUUCAACUCAUCCAAGUGUCUUUCCAAAUGCUGAAUUUUUUCAAACAUUACAACAAACUGCCGCAGCGGCUGCAUUACCAACUGUAUUACCAUACGAUCAAUCACAAUAUAUUGGUCAAUUAAUGUAUUUUCCUUAUCCCACAGCUGCUGCUGCUGCCGCAAAUGGAUUGUUCAAUACUGGACAAUCAAAUGAUACUACUACUCAUCAUAUGUCGAUUGGUUCGUCUACACCUGGUGGUAGUGGUGCUGGUAAUCAAGCAACAAUUAUUAAUCAAGCAUCGUGUCAUGCUACAGCUGGACAAUUAUUAACUGGUGGACUUGUAUCAGCCACACCUAGCGGAAUGAUGACUUUGAAUAAUGCUACUGGUUCGAAUCAAGUCAAUAAUGCUAAUCAUCUCUUUGCAUCUGGAGCAGGAUUAGUUGGAAUUGGUGGCAGUGGCGUCGGUGGUGCAUCCGGUUCAAAUGCGGUUUCUGUGUCUAAUUCCGCUUCUUUAGCACCUUUAUUUACAACUGCUCAUUUUUAUCCGCACCAUCAUACACAGCAAACUGGUCAACAACCGCCACAACAACAGUUUCAAAUUCAUCAUUCAUUACAACAACCGCAUCAUCCGCAUACAUCUGUACAUAUGCAACAUGUUCAAACACUUACAGGUCAUCCAGGUGUCCAUCUACAACAACAACAACAACAGUCGACCGCCGCCGUUGCUGCGGCAGCAGCUGCUGCUGCUGCCGCCACUGUUCUGUUGCCAAGCUCCAUAUCGUCAGCAUCACAACUUAAUAUGCUAUCCUCUCAACAAACUCAUCAACCGGUGCAUUCAACUUCACAAAAUCAUUCAAAUCAUAAUAAUAAUAGUAAUAAUAAUAGUAAUAAUGAAAAUUUACAAAAAACUGAAGAAAAAUUACAAUCUACUACACCAGUGCAUACACCACAAAAACAGUCUGAUCAAGAACUAUUAUCCCAGUCUACUCAACUAGGUACACCAUCUCAAGGAAAUAAUAGUAGUUUGGAUGCUAGUUCAACUACAGUGAAACGUGAUAACAAUGGUACAGGACAUUUUGUAUGCGGUGUAUGCGGUCGAGAAUUCGGUAUGCGAUGUCGUCUUAUCGCUCAUACUCGACGUCAUACUGGUGAACGUCCUUUUCCUUGUGCUGAUUGUGGACGAGCUUUUUCAGAUAGAGGAAAUUUACAACGUCAUCGUUAUACUCAUUCAAGUCAACCAAGAUUUCAUUGUACAGUUUGUGGAAAAUCUUUCCGUCAAGUAAUCAAUUAGUUAAUUAAUAUUUGCACUUGACGAAGUUAGUUGAUUUUAUUAACUCGAUUUUCAGAUGCAAGGUCGUGGAUGCCCACUCUUAAGGAGUCCCAUGCCAGGGAGAAAUAACCAUCCAGUCCUUACAUAUUUCUAUUGAUGGCCUAACUAAGACUAGUUCGUGAUUUGAAACCAUGUAAUCGGCGAAUCUUCUUGAUACUCCGACAGUAGGGAAUUAUGAAACAUUACCCCCUACUAUCUUGCUUUUUUAAAUCUCACUAAUCCCUCACAUCAUACCACUAUUACUGUUUAUGCAUACAUGUACAAUUGUGGGAUAUACACUGACCAUUUAAUCUGGCUGUUCUACUUUGUGACAGCUUAAACCGAUGCACACAUCUGCCAGGUUCUACGUUGCAUAUGCCUAACUACCUUGUUUCCAUUCACCUUUAAAUACCAGUGACCCUUGUAUAGUGGGACGAAAAAUAUAUAUGAGGAUUAUCUUGAGGAUACACAGAUAACAUCAGAGACAAUGUAAUAACGGUGGCUUAGUUGUUGAAACACUCAGCUUCUAAUUAAUAAGUUAAUUAUUGAUACUGUUUCGGUCUGGGUAUUCAAAUAAAGAAUCGCCAUUCAUCCCAUCAAAAUUGUGGCUCAAAAGUAAUAUCCAGCAUAUACAAUAGUUUUGAUAUCACAUUGAAUGGCUUCAUGUUUAUCAAAUCAUCGACGUUUUCAUUGUGCUGGAGCUACAGGUCGUCCUUGUCCUUUCUGUCAACGUUCUUUCCGUUCUUCAUCCAGUCUUCAGAUGCAUAUUCGGUGGAAACAUCGUGCUGAUGCUGCGGCAGCUGUAGCAGCAGCUGCGGCCGCCGCUGCAGCUAACGGUUCAUCUUCACUUUCUGAAGCAUUCACACAUUUACCAGGAUUAACAUCAUAUGUUACAACUGCAACAGUUAACGGAAUUCCAACAAUGUCUCUAAAUGGAAGUGAUCUUCAAAAUGAAACCCUCAUGUCUUCCACACCCCUUGCUUCUUCAAAUGUGAAUAGUAGUAAUGUUUCCAGUCUUAUGGCUCCUAUCACUAGUAAUAAUGGUGGAAGAAUGGAUUCUAUUUUAGGUACAACAACAACGACAACUAAUAUUGGAUCACCGAAUAAAAGGAAAUGGCGUCGAAAAUCUAAACCGAAGCAAGCUCAAAAUGCGUUUGGAAAAUUGGUAAGCAGUAGUUUUUUCCAUUCAUUUCUCAAUUAUUCUAUUAUUGGAAAUUUGAGACCAUAUAGUCCAAUGUGACACUAAUUCUUCAGCUUACUCACAGCUUCAAUUUCUUCAUCUUCCUCAGUGUGAAUGCGACAAAGGAUCAUUCAAUUUAUUUGCCUUCCUUACACUAACAGUCAUAACUCGGUAU
Molecule: messenger RNA, 3890 nt
Organism: Schistosoma haematobium
Lineage: Eukaryota; Metazoa; Platyhelminthes; Trematoda; Strigeidida; Schistosomatidae
Exons: 6
Coding region: 940-2517 (525 amino acids)
Source: RefSeq, a predicted model, not a curated record